Paraphaeosphaeria sporulosa is the source of this 2021-nucleotide messenger RNA. RefSeq lists its product as uncharacterized. The transcript is spliced from 2 exons. Gene Ontology annotation, biological process: cristae formation. The record is from RefSeq and is a predicted model, not a curated record. The coding region runs from base 1 to 1905 and encodes 634 amino acids. NCBI's taxonomy places the organism in Eukaryota, Fungi, Ascomycota, Dothideomycetes, Pleosporales, Didymosphaeriaceae. Gene Ontology annotation, cellular component: MICOS complex.
AUGCUGCGCGCCUCUAUCCUGCGCGCCCGGCCGGCCCUGCGGCCAAUUGCCCCCAGGGUGCGCCCGCAAUGGCAGCAAGCCCAGCGCUUCUACGCCGACGACAAAAAGUCGCUCGGCGAGACGAGCAUCCCCAAUCCCGCGCCAACCGUCACGCCGUCUACCUCUGCCCCCGUCGAGAACGCGACUAUCCCCAGCUCUGACAUCCCGAGGGCACCGCCGGCUCCCGAGACCUCUGCCUCGCGCUCGGCGCCCGUCGUGCAGCCCGCAACGCUCCCACCCACCGGCCCCGGCACCGCCAGCAUUGCCCCCGACCCAAAGAGCGCACCCAAGCCGAAGCGGAAGCGGCGUCUGGGACGCUUCCUUCUCUACACGCUGCUGCUCUCUGCCCUCGGAUACGGCGGUGGUGUGUGGUACUCGCUCGUCUCGGACAACUUCCACGACUUCUUCACCGAAUACGUGCCCUUUGGCGAGGAUGCCGUGGCUUACUUUGAGGAGCGCGAGUUCCGAAGGCGCUUUCCUGGACGUGCUGGCCAGCCGCGACUACACCCGCAGGUCACGGGCGAGAGCAAGGUCACCAUCCCCGGAAAUAGCGGCCUCACUUCGCGCCUAGCCAGCGAGCACAGCACUGAUCUCGCCGUAAAGGGCCCGCACGUCAGCGCCACCGACGAUAAUGCUAAAGCUGCCCACGACAGGUCCUCACCGUCGCCCAAGGAAGCCAAGUCCGUCCCCGCAACCGAAACGAAGCCUGCGCCGACUCCAGCUCCAGCUCCAGCGAAGCAAAUCGCACAGAUUGAUCAUCUGAACACGCCGCAAGCCAGCGAGCCCAUCGUGCAGGACGUUGUCAAGAUCGUAAACGAUAUCAUCACCGUCAUCAACGCCGACACCAACCGUGACACCAAGUACAACUCUGCGCUGGAGAAGGCCAAGUCGGAGCUCAGCAAGGUUGUGUCCGACAUUAACCUGCUCAAAGCGAACAUCCAGAAGACGGCUGAGGAACAGAUCAAUGCCGCUCACACCGAGUUCGACGGAGCCGCAAAGGAGCUCGUGCAGCGUCUAGAGCACCAGAUGAAGGUUCAGGAGACGCAAUGGAAAGAAGAGUACGAGAACGAGCGCGAGCGCCUCGCCCAGGCGUACAAGGAGAGGACUCGCUCUGAGCUGGACGCUGCUCAGAAAGUCUACGAACAGAAGCUGAAGAACGAGUUGCUUGAACAGAGUAUUGCCCUCCAGCGCCAGUUUGCCGGUUCUGUACGGGAUCAGGUCGAGAAUGAGCGCGAAGGCCGUCUUGGCAAGCUAAACGAGCUUUCUUCCUCUGUACAGGAGCUGGAGAAGCUGACUGCGCAAUGGAACUCGGUCAUUGACGCCAACCUUAAGACACAACAUCUUGUAGUUGCCGUUGAGGCAGUCAAGUCUGCUCUAGAAAACCAGAUCGUACCCAAACCCUUCAUCACCGAGCUCGCUGCUCUAAAGGAGAUUGCCGCUGAUGACCCCGUGGUCGCCGCCGCUAUUGCGAGCAUCAACCCUGCUGCGUACCAGCGCGGCAUCCCCAACUCAGCACAGCUCAUCGACCGUUUCCGACGCGUCGCCCAGGAAGUGCGAAAAGCUGCUCUUCUCCCCGAAGACGCUGGUGUCGCAUCGCACCUUGCUUCCUUGGCCAUGUCUAAGGUCCUGUUCAAGAAGUCCGGCCUCGCCGUAGGCCAAGACGUCGAAGCCGUGCUCGCGCGGACAGAAGCGCUCCUCGAGGAAGGCGACCUCGACGCGGCUGCCCGUGAGAUGAACGGCCUACAGGGCUGGGCCAAAGUCCUCAGCAAGGACUGGCUCGGCGAGUGCCGGAGAGUGCUCGAGGUGAAACAGGCGUUGGAUGUGAUGGCGACAGAGGCGCGGCUGCAGAGUCUGCUUGUAGAGUAAGCGUUGCAUGGCGGAAAAUCCCUGUUUCAUGCGAAAUCCUAGUUCCCUUUGUGUGUAUACGGAUGGGUAUGUGUAGCUCUACGUGUAGCUUUAGCCUAUAGAACCCUUAUUUCUGC